Messenger RNA from Drosophila subobscura, 4523 nucleotides. It is a transcript of the gene M7BP, whose product is annotated as serine-rich adhesin for platelets. NCBI's taxonomy places the organism in Eukaryota, Metazoa, Arthropoda, Insecta, Diptera, Drosophilidae. The record is from RefSeq and is a predicted model, not a curated record. Bases 554 to 4132 code for a protein of 1192 amino acids. The transcript has 17 exons.
UGCGUCGCGUGGUGCGCUUUGAUAAAACAACUGCAGCUCUUUUGUAUCAAGUACGAUACGAAAACGAGCGCUGCCAGGCACACACAGGCGCUCCCCCCACACCUCUACCACUGAUGGCAAUUUGUGUGUCUCGGGAAGACCUGAUAAGCUGCUCCAUAAGCAACGUUUUCUUGUUUUGGAGCCCAAGUCAAAGGCAGUUGGGGACCGGUGGUCCCAGGGGCAAAACAAUGGCGGCAUCUGGCGCGUAAUUAACCCACAAAAAAGCAAAAACAAAACAGCUCAACAAAAAACAAAAAGCAACUGCAAAAAUAACAAACGAAACGAAACGAAUUUGUUUUGGGCAAAAGUGUUUCAUGUGCGCGCCAAUUGCGAAGAAUGAGAUACGAUUCCAGGGCAUCCCAUCCCAUUCCAAGAGAGUGCGUGUAGCGUGAGUGCCGAAAUGGCUUAGUGCUAGUGCCUGUGAAAGCGCGAUAAAAUCACAAGGGGAUCGUCCCGUAACAAAGAAACAACAACAACAUCAAGAAGAAACACCCACGAACGAGAGGCGUCGCAAAUGGCAGGUGAAUCGCCUGAAAGCAACAGCUCCGAGAGCAGUCCUGUCCAGCGGCAGUUGAACGGCAGUGUGGACAGUGGCAUAGCCGUGCUGGAGGGGGAGGUCGAGACGCCGACGCUGAGACGACGGCAGCGGCUGCAGCAGUGCCAGCGCAUCCUCCAGCUGCUGCAGCGGGACCAUUCCACCCACAGGCAGCUGCGCGAUAGAUUAAGUAAAAUAGCCGAUAGGAAGUGGAAGAAGGAGGAGGCCAGCGAGGAGCAGAGCUGCAACGUCUGCUGUGCAGAUUUGGACCAGGCCAGUCCCAAAACCUAUGUGACAUGUUGUACGUGCGGGAAGCUAGUGUGCCGCGGCCCCAAGUGCGCCGACUGGCGGCCGAAGGAUGCCAAGUGGGAGUGCCAGCUGUGCCACAGCUCCAAGGAGUCGCUGGCCCACACCUCCUCCUGGGUGGCGGAGCAGAUGUCCUUUAACCAGCACAAGUUCGUCUACCCGAUGCGGGCCCGAAGCGAGGUCUACAUACCCAUCACUGGCGAUGGCAUCGACAGCACAAUGCACAUUGAGAGCGUCAGCCAGGUUGGGCAGAGCGUUCAUCUCGACGAGCGAGCCAAGAUACGUGCGUACGUGGAGGAAAUCGUCGCCGAGAUGCUGGGCGGCAAUCUGGAUCACAUCAAAGUGGGGCAAUUGUCCAAAAGUGAAAACUACUUGCAAUUCUUCCACAAAUUCCAUGCGAAACUUUCGAACCUGCUUCUCAAUGUGGAGAGCGACCUGCUUAAGGGAGAUCUGCCGGCCAUUGUCAAUGGCAACGACAACCCGAGUCCAACCAGAAACAACAACAGCAACAACAACAACAACAACAAUGGGGAUGCCGACUCUCUGGCAGACACCUCCCAGACCCGUCUACGCAGUCUCAUCGAGACCAUAAUAGCGGAGACGCUGCGCAGCAGUGCGCUGAGCGUGAGUGGCGCCGUCUCGGAGAUCAGCCUGGACACCAGCCGCUCGCUGGCCGCCGAGCUGCCGUGCCAUGGCGGGAUCGGGAUGAAGCGACGCCACCGCACGGAGCACUACUUCGAGCCGAAGAUCUAUCAGGAUCUGCUGGCCACAGCGGUGCUGAACAAGAUUGCCGAUAAGGAUGGGAACACGCGGUUGGUGUCGGAGAGCACUCCGGACCUGAGUGCUCGCCUCAUUGAUGAGAAUUACAAUGCCGAAGCGUUGAGCAGCACGUCCGGCAGUUCCGUUGAGCCCCGAAGCGACUGCAGCCUCACCGACCAUGAGUUGGAACUGGAUGUUGGCAAAUCGCAAUCCCUGCAAGCGGAGCUGGAGCGUGAAUCGGUGCUGAGUGAUUACAUAGCCGCACACAUGGUGCCCCUUCCGGACUUCUCGGCGUCUGUUACCGAAUCGGAGGAUGACGUCGGAUCCAUCUCCUCGAGCAUGAUCGGCGAUGGCACCUGGGAGGACAACUGGCUGUUCAAGAAGAAACGCAGCUCCAUGCAGAGCUCGGCCACACCGAGCAGCAUAGGCAUGCUGGUGCCGGCUCCCAAGGAGCAUGUGCGGGCCCAGAUCGGCGACAGGACAGCAGACGAGGUCAGCGAUCUGUCGGAGCUGGGCUCGGAUGCGGAGGACAACUCGCUGGAUGUGUUGCGCGGCAACGAGCUGAACGAUCGCCUGCUGAGCAAGCAUCUCAUCGGAGGUCAGAACACAAAACUCGUGCUGGACGAGCUCGUGGAUCGCAGCAGCCUGGUCUCCCACACCCUCCCGGAGGAGCACGAGCCCGCAUUUACCGACACCACAAACGCAUUUGUCGUAGCCUCCAGGGCCGUGCCAUCGCAAAGAGCAGCCGCACCCCCGCCACCCAUGGUGUUCCAAGAUGACUCUCUGAACGAGGAGCUGGUCCAGACUCCCGUCGCAGAUCAAUUAAGUUCAGAGUCGAGUCACAGCGAUGAGAGUGCGCCGUCCACCGGCUGUGAGACCUUCGACGGAGACGGCGACUCUGAACAGGAGUUCGUUAGCCAGAGAGUUCUAGUUUUGGACGAGCGCACGUCUAGGACCAACACUCACACUUCCAACAGCAACACCAACACCAACACCAACUCUAACUCUAACACACAUCCCACUCACACUGAAACCACAACCACAACCACAACUAACCCCACAAAUCCGAGUAGACGCACUAGCGGCAAACUAACAAAUGGUUCCCUGAGAUGGUCGAACAAGGCGGGUGCCUGUGCCAUCGCACGCCCGAAUGGUGGCCAACUGGUGGCCCAACAAAACGACCUUACUGAUGAUGACGAUGUCGUACUGUUGCGGCGCUUUGUGCCAGGUUCUAUUGCAGAGCGCGAGGUCAAGAAGUGGUACAACGCCGUCGAAAUGCCCAACAAUCCGUACGCGCCCGAGGCCCUGAAGCAGCGGAUCAGCGGCACGCAGGAGCGCUACAUGGAUGUGCCGAACAUCAGUCCCAGUGCCGAGCAGAAGGCCCUGGCCGCCGCCCUCACCGAAGAAGGCGACCCGGACCCGGCGCCCCCUUCCACCGACUACAAACGCUACAGCCGCGACUACUACAUCAACGAUGCCCCCCACGGCACAGAAGUAAGCGGAAACGGACGGGGUGCACCAUCGUCCAGUGUGGAGAGGCAACCCACCGCCGAGGAUGUGGAGCUGGACAUUGUUAUCAACGAGGCGGCUCCAAACGCAAGCAAAGCUGCAAAAGAGCAGGAGCAGGAAGAGGAAACUGCUGCGGCACACGUUUACACGGCCUUGCCAGCUCAGGUGUUGGACGAUUCCCUAGAGACCCAAUCGAACCCUUCGCUGCACUCCCUUCAAACCACGACGACCACCAGCGAUGAGUCCGAAACGGUGCGCGUCUAUGACUUCAAUAAGCAGGAGACCACGGUCAUCAGAGCUGCCCCUGCGGAACAGCAGCCAAGCUCCUCCACGACAUCAUCCAUGGAGUCGGCUCGGAGCGCACCGUUGUCCUCUUCCUCCACAGACGCGUCAGUGUCCAAAAAGCGUGAGCGACCAGUUGUCCUACAAUUUGGCCCUUCCGACUCGGUGCCCAGCAUCGGCUCGCCAGCGAGUACGCCCACAAGAGGCUCGACACCCCCGGCGUUCCGCUUUCUCCAGCCCAAGCGACGCCUCAUCGAGCCGAGUCAAGUGCUGUCUGUGGACGAAGAUGAUUGGCCCGAACCAAGUACACCCGGCGCAGAGAAGCCAGCCGUAGAAGAUGAGGUGGCCCAUGCCAUGCCCUCGGUCAAAGCUCUGGCCCAAGCCUUUCUCCUGACCAGCAAAGCCCAGCAAGCCGAGCGACGAUGGCGAUCAAAGGUGAGGAUGGCAGCCACACAUGAUUCAUCAGACAAGCCAGCUACCUCCCUGGCACGACGACCCAAGCUGGAGCAUGCCGUCUCCAUGGCAGAGGUAGCCGAUGAAUCCACGAUCGCCUCUGACUUGUCAUCCCUCGAAACGGAUCCAUCUAUGCACUCGGACGGUUCCAUGAAUCCACCCAUCGCCUCGCCUGUGAGCCCAGUUCCGGUGCGCCACGGUUUUCUCCGGAGCAAUAUUGCUUUCUUUGAGAACUUAAAGUUUAAGUAAAUACACGAAGGGGAUGAAAAGUGCAGCCAUUGGUGGAUAUUCCUUGUGCAAUAUGCACAGCAAUGGUAGAGCACUCCACGCAUCGUAACCAAAAAUCAUGUGCCAUGGCCAUGGCCUGUAUUCCCUAACCUAUUCACACACAAACACACACACACACACACACACACACACACAACAAAGUACUUAACUUAAUUGUUACUUGUAGUGCGUAUUUAUUAUUAACAACUAUUAUGUCCAUGGAUACUAUCUAUUUAGCCCUAAGAUAUGUAUUAUGCGUGUACUUAUUAGACGUAACAGAACUAGUUAAAGUUUCAACCGAGAGAGGAUACGUGUUACCCGUAAGUGCUUAACUGUUGCAUAUUUAUAAUCAAUAAAUCUUACAUGGUAUUAA